This is a messenger RNA of Serpula lacrymans var. lacrymans S7.9, 1777 nucleotides long. RefSeq names its product alpha subunit of the F1 sector of mitochondrial F1F0 ATP synthase,ATP1 (gene ATP1). Gene Ontology annotation, biological process: proton motive force-driven ATP synthesis; proton transmembrane transport. The record is from RefSeq and is a predicted model, not a curated record. The transcript has 10 exons. The coding region runs from base 50 to 1681 and encodes 543 amino acids. Gene Ontology annotation, molecular function: proton-transporting ATP synthase activity, rotational mechanism; ATP binding; ADP binding. Lineage: Eukaryota; Fungi; Basidiomycota; Agaricomycetes; Boletales; Serpulaceae.
GACUUACACUUGUUCCUUCUACCAACCUCAUCUUUUCUUGUCGCCCACGAUGCACAGAAUCGCCCUCAGAAACUCAGUACGCAGGACUGCGUUGGCCGCUGCUCCCAAGAGCAACGCUCCCGUAGCACUCGUGUCCCGCUCUUAUGCUACUGCCAAACCUGCUGCAUCUGAAGUCUCUUCUAUACUGGAGUCUCGUAUCUCCGGCACCUCAGUUGGUGGAAACGUUGAGGAGACCGGUCGGGUGCUGAGUGUUGGUGAUGGUAUUGGGCGUGUAUGGGGCCUCAAGAACGUGCAAGCCGAAGAGAUGGUGGAAUUCUCGUCUGGUGUCCGGGGAAUGUGUCUGAACUUGGAGGCAGACAACGUUGGUGUUUCCAUUUUCGGUAACGAUCGUCUCAUCAAAGAGGGCGACACCGUUAAACGUACCGGUCAAAUUGUCGACGUCCCUGUCGGACCUGGUCUUCUUGGACGUGUCGUCGACGCUCUCGGAAACCCCAUUGAUGGUAAAGGUCCGAUUGAUGCUGCCGAACGUCGUCGUGCCUCCCUUAAAGCACCUGGCAUUCUUCCCCGUCGCUCGGUCAACCAGCCUAUGAUGACUGGACUUAAGCCUAUUGAUGCCAUGGUACCCAUUGGUCGUGGCCAACGUGAGCUUAUCAUUGGUGACCGUCAAACCGGUAAAACCGCCGUAGCAAUUGACACCAUCUUGAACCAAAAGCGCUGGAACGAUGGCAAGGAUGAGGACAAGAAGUUAUACUGUGUUUAUGUUGCUAUUGGCCAAAAACGUUCCACCGUAGCACAGUUGGUAAAAACUCUCGAGGAGAAUGAUGCCAUGAAAUACACCAUCAUCGUUGCUGCGACAGCUUCCGAGGCUGCUCCUUUGCAAUACCUCGCACCUUUCUCUGGCUGUGCCAUGGGAGAGUGGUUCCGGGACAACGGCAAGCAUGCUUUGAUCAUUUACGACGAUCUAUCCAAGCAAGCCGUCGCUUACCGCCAAAUGUCUCUUCUCCUUCGUCGUCCUCCUGGUCGUGAGGCUUACCCUGGUGAUGUUUUCUACCUCCACUCUCGUUUGUUGGAGCGUGCUGCCAAGAUGAGCGAGAAGUUCGGUGGAGGUUCGCUCACUGCUCUGCCCAUCAUUGAGACUCAGGGUGGUGAUGUGUCUGCUUACAUUCCUACUAACGUCAUUUCCAUCACCGAUGGUCAAAUUUUCUUGGAGGCUGAGCUCUUCUUCCGUGGUGUGCGUCCUGCUAUCAAUGUCGGUCUUUCCGUGUCCCGUGUCGGCUCUGCUGCCCAAACCAAAAUCAUGAAGAAGUUUGCUGGUUCUCUCAAACUUUAUCUCGCUCAAUAUCGUGAAGUCGCUGCAUUCGCUCAAUUCGGUUCAGAUCUCGAUGCCUCCACGCGUUUCCUGCUCUCUCGUGGCGCUCGUCUAACCGAGCUGUUGAAACAAGGUCAAUAUCAGCCAAUGCCCACUGAGAUCCAGGUCCCCAUCAUCUAUGCCGGUGUUAACGGUCUUCUCGACUCGAUCCCUGUUGACCAAAUUACCCGGUGGGAGGCGGAGUUCCGCUCGCACUUGACUGCCACUCAGACCGCAUUGCUGGAGGAGAUCUCGGCCGGCAACGUUACACCUGAGAUGGAGGGCAAGAUUAAGAAAGUUGUUGAGGACCACGUAUCAUCGUUCACUUCGUAGACUCUCCUCGGUUUUUUACGCUGACGAGAAUAAAAUUACACUUAUACCUCGGCGUAUCUCAUGACUAUAAAACCCCGUUAUCUUUCUGCUGUUUCU